This is a messenger RNA of Drosophila willistoni, 1485 nucleotides long. RefSeq lists its product as uncharacterized. The transcript has 3 exons. The record is from RefSeq and is a predicted model, not a curated record. The coding region runs from base 75 to 1295 and encodes 406 amino acids. NCBI's taxonomy places the organism in Eukaryota, Metazoa, Arthropoda, Insecta, Diptera, Drosophilidae.
CAGAAAAAUAACUCUUUUUUUGGCCAAAAAGUGUCACACCAAAUAUAUAGACACAUAAAAAUAAAACCAAAAGCAUGCGGGAACGCAGUCAAACCACACCACGUCGGCGACGAGCCGGUCCCAAACAGGCCCUGCCCCCUGCCACACGUUCCUCACGCAGCAGCCACGAGAGUGGCAUUCGAGUUGGAGAGCUGGAGUCGCCAUACUAUUCGAUCGAUAAUACCGAAGAUAUCUAUGGGACCACUUUGCUGCCAUCGCAGCGUUGCUAUGUGGAUCCCUGGGAUCUGGAGAAUUAUGAUUAUGUGCGCAAGAAAAUUGACGAUGUGACCACAGUGGGGGGACUGAAUGUUGCGGAAACAGACGACUACGGUCACACCCUGACCACAUCCAGGCCGACAGCAGCAACAGCAGCAGCAGCAGCAGGAACAGGAACAUCUUAUGGUUAUGGUAUGUCAGCCACCAUGCCACGCCCACACACACAAACACGUCGAGUAUCGCGUACCCAAUGCCAACUGGAGUGCUGUAUGCCCAGGAGUGGACUGAAUGGCUAUCACCGCAAAGAGCCCGUGUACACAGCCCGCAGUGAGAUCUAUGGGGCCCCCAGUCGAUAUGAUGACUAUAUGGCCACCAUGACCAGGCAACUACACUUGGACGAUGAGGAUGACUACGAGCAUGGAGAGGUGGACGAAGAACGGGAACGCGAUCAACAGGACUUGUAUAGGGAAGAGCAACGUCAGCUUUAUAAUGGCUAUGGAGGAUUCUCCAGUGCCAGUUCCACCGAACAGCACUCUUCCAUUGGUGGUGGUAGCUCAUCACCUCUGCCAAGACGUGCGGCCACCCUGCAUCGCUUCUCUGGCCCCAGUCAGAAGAUCAACACCAACAGCAACAGCCUCUAUGGCUAUGGCACUGCCCCACAUCCCAGACGCAAACGAAGUGGUCCCGGCAAAAACUCAUCUGUACCACAGAUUGAUUUCCCAGCUCCACCGCCUUUAUCGCCCGCCAAUGAUUAUUGCAAUCCCUAUGCUACAUUGCCUUAUUGCAGCAUACCGGAUUGCAAUGAGUGCCAGUACCAUGCCACAUCAUUGAUUUACGCCGCUCCCUCGACACUCUACGGUACGUUGGGCGGCGGACGGGCCAAGUCUCAAUCGCCGCAAUCUCAGAUUGAUUCAGGCGAUUCAUCGCUCUAUUCCGGAAUUUAUUCACGUAAAUUUGGUUUGAGCAAAAAGGGUCUACUACAGAUUGAUUACUCCUGCAGUUGGACAGACUUGGAUCGCGUAAUGGGGCGCCAAUAUUAAAUGGAGAGGGAGGGAGAGAGAGCAAACCUUGUAGGGGUGAUGGGGUUUAGGCUUAAAUUGCAACUAAACUUAAAGCAAGACGGCUAAUAGCCAGUUAUAUAUUAUCAUACAUGCAUAUGUCAUCUACAACAUUUGUACUUAAGUCAUUUCAUACAAUCAACAAUACGAGAAGAACAAAAAGAACCAAAUA